Herpailurus yagouaroundi (jaguarundi) is the source of this 577-nucleotide messenger RNA. It is a transcript of the gene CIMAP3, whose product is annotated as ciliary microtubule associated protein 3. The transcript has 3 exons. The coding region runs from base 7 to 402 and encodes 131 amino acids. Lineage: Eukaryota; Metazoa; Chordata; Mammalia; Carnivora; Felidae. Gene Ontology annotation, biological process: regulation of cell projection organization. Gene Ontology annotation, molecular function: cytoskeletal protein binding. The record is from RefSeq and is a predicted model, not a curated record.
AAGCACAUGAUGCUUUACCCUGGCAUGUACCAGACUGCACAUUCUCGGGAGCAAAAACACAAACAAAAUUUUGCUCCAUUUAAUACCUUCUUGCCUCGAUUUAGGACAGACUCAAAGGACACUUAUUAUCCUGGGUAUGUCUCCUCUUUUCUGGAGUGCUUCAACAAACAGAGGAAGACCAGGGCUGAGCACGUGGCCCUCGUAGACCAAGUGCUUCAGGAAGUCAUUCAGCAUGUGUGCAACUGUGGGGCAGAGGGUCAAGGUCUUUGCCUGGCUCAUGAGAAAUUCAAGGAUCAGAGAAAUAUUGACCCAGACAAUACUCCUUCCUUGCAGCUGUCCACUGACAAGGACUUCAGAAAGCACCGGAACUGCGUGGCCUACCUAAGCCUGUUUUACAACUGAGGAGCUGUGACUGCGUUCACGCGGUCCUCCUGACCGCAGAUCCAGGACUGAGGACAGAGUCGCUCUUCCCCCUGCACUGCUGUGCUCUCUCCUCUGCCAGCAUGGGGCCCGGGGAGGGAGAGGGCUCAUAACUACCGUGUGAGAGGAAAAAGACCGCUGCAGAGCUCUGUCUCCA